AUGGAAUAUCAUAUGCAAUACUCUCCGAAUGAAGAAAUUAAACAUGAAAAAGAGGUUUUUGUAGAAAAACCAUUAGAAAAAAAGAUAAUAAAAAAAAAAAAAUCAUUAUUCGUUAUUUUGUCUGUUUCUAUAUUUUCUUUAUUUACAUUAAUAAUAAUAUAUUUUAAUAAAGAAAGAAAUAAAAAUGAUAAUUUAAAGGGAGAUCCUAAUGAAGUUAUUAAUGAUGAUUAUUUAAUAACUACUUUAUUAAAAAGUAAAAAUGGAAAAAAAAUUUUUUUAUCAAAAUUAGAAGAGCUGAUAUCCAUAUACGAUAAAAAUAACUUAAAUGAUGAUAAUAAAUCAGAAAGUGAUGAAUAUAAAAGAAAUGUAAAUGAUAGAAAUGAUAAUGCAUAUAAAAAAAAAGAAGGAAAUCUAAAAAUAGCUAAGAAAGAGGAUUCUGUAAAUUUAUAUGAUGUAAGAUUUUUAAUGAGUAAUUUAGAAGUUGUUAAUUCCUUUUACUUAUUUUUAAAAGAAAAUAAUAAAAGGUAUGAUACUUCAAACGAAAUGCAAGAAAAAUUUUUAAUAUUUUCUCAAAAUCAUAAAAAAAUAGAAGAACAUAAUAGAAAAGAUAGCUUAUAUAAAAAGAGAAUGAAUCAAUUUGGAGACAUGCCUUUUGAAGAAUUUGAAAAGAAAUAUUUAAAUUUAAAAAGAUUUGACUUAAAAAAAGAUAUAGAUAAUAUAUCAGGUUUAAGUAGCUAUGAUGAUAUAAUUGAUCAAUAUAAGAAGGAAUAUGAAGAUUUUAAUCUUACCAAAUUUGAUUGGAGAGAACACAAUGGAGUUACACCAGCUAAAGACCAACAAAAUUGUGGCUCGUGUUGGGCAUUUAGUACUGUAGGAGGAAUAGAAUCUCAAUAUUUAAUAAGAAAAAAUGAACGAAUAUCUUUAAGUGAACAACAAUUAGUAGACUGUUCAGAUAAGAAUUUAGGUUGUACUGGAGGAUAUAUUCCUUUAGCUUAUGAAUAUGUAGUAAACAACGGUGGUUUAUGCACAUCCAAAGAGUAUCCUUAUGUUGAUACUAAACCUGAAUCUUGCUAUAAAGCAAAAUGCGAAAAGAAGCAUACAAUUAAAACUUUUGUAUCUGUACCUGAAAAUAGUUUUAAAGAAGCUAUAACAUUUCUAGGUCCUAUAAGUGUAAGCAUAGCUGCUACAGACGACUUCAGUUUUUACGGAUCAGGCAUCUAUAAUGGAAAAUGUGCAUAUGAGGUUAAUCAUGCUGUAAUUCUUGUUGGCUUUGGAAUGGAGGAAAUAUAUAAUUCGAGUUUAAAUAAAAAUGAAAAUGUCUAUUAUUAUAUAAUAAAAAAUUCAUGGGGAGAAUCAUGGGGUGAGAAAGGAUUUAUGAGAAUUGAGACAAAUGAAAAAGGUACACAAAGAAAAUGCUUAUUAGGAAAAGAUGCUUACGUCCCCUUAAUUGAUUAA
Molecule: messenger RNA, 1455 nt
Organism: Plasmodium relictum
Lineage: Eukaryota; Apicomplexa; Aconoidasida; Haemosporida; Plasmodiidae
Product: cysteine proteinase, putative
Exons: 1
Coding region: 1-1455 (484 amino acids)
Cellular component (GO): lysosome
Molecular function (GO): cysteine-type endopeptidase activity
Source: RefSeq, a predicted model, not a curated record